AUGGUAGACAUGGAAAAGUUUCGGGCAUAUCCUGCCGCCUCAUCUGCCUUCUAUCAUGGGAAAGACCAGGACCAACCGAAGGAAGCGAUUAGCUGGCGUGCCGUGCCACGGAAAGAGCAGCUUCUUAUUCUCUUCGCAUCUCGCCUCGUCGACUUCUUGCAAGUGACUUCAUUACAGGCAUACAUCUUCUUCCAGCUCAAACACUUUGACGACCGGCUGUCAGAUGCAGAGGUAUCGAAACAAGCCGGCAUACUGCAGGGCUGUUUUACCGGUGCUCAAGUUCUCACUGCAAUCCUCUGGGGCAAGGCUGCGGACGCCAGUUGGUGUGGCCGUAAGCGCGUGCUUCUCAUCGGCCUCGCUGGUACAGCUGUAUCAUGCGUAGGAUAUGGAUUCUCAACUUCAUUUUACGAAGCAGCAUUGUGGAGAGCCUUGGGCGGCGCCAUCAAUGGUGCUGUCGGCAUCACUCGGACCAUGAUCGCAGAAGUUACGGUAGAGAAGAGAUACCGAUCCCUGACCUUUCUCAUCUUACCAAUGAGCUUCCAUAUAGCAGGCAUUAUCGGCCCAAUUCUUGGGGGCCUGCUUGCAAAUCCGAUCGAAAUCUUUCCUCAGGUAUUUGGCGAAGCAGCGAUAUUUGAAUCGCAGUGGAUAUACCAGAAUCCAUAUGCCUUACCUAGUAUUGUUAACGCCCUUCUUCUGACCAUCUCGGCCAUUGCAACAUAUCUUUUUCUCGAAGAGCUGACAGACGAGAAGACUUUAGGCGACAGGAGCCGACAUUUCGAUUUUGGCUUGUAUCUAGGCAACAUGAUUAAGUCAAAGAUCUUCGAGCAUGCCGGCAAGCAGUCGUAUCACGCCCUGCCAAAAGGUGAGGACAUGCCCAUAACUACACAACGUGUAGAAAUGUACAGGAUACAGAAGACAACGGGAAAAUUGUCAUUCAACCAACUCUGGACUCGAAAUGUUGUAUUUACCCUGCUCACGAGUGCCCUGUACGAUUUCCACCUCGGUUCCUUUGCCAAUAUUUGGACCCUGUUUCUCUCAACUCCUCGAUAUCGAACAUCGAGUCACACGGUUCAAAAACAAUCGUUGCCGCUCCUAUUCACUGGGGGUCUGGGUAUGUCAGCAGCAACGGUGGGGUUGGCCACCUCUAUCCUGGGCGUUUUGGGGAUGAUCAUCGAGAUAUUUUGCUACCCACCCAUUCAAACUCGCCUGGGGACUCUGCCGUCAUUUCGGUGGUUCCUUUUCCUGUUUCCAGUGGCGUACUUUAUAACUCCAUAUAUAUCGAUUCUUCCGUCGUCAACAGAGCCACCACGGCCGUCCAGUGGCGCGUAUGUAUGGACAGGUCUGAUUGUGGUUCUGCUUCUGCACACCACGGCGCGUUCAUUAACUUUGCCGGCCAGCAUUCUCUUAUUGAACAACUGCAGUCCCCAUCCUAGCGUCCUGGGGACCAUCCACGGCCUGGGACAAAGCGUCUCGGCCGGCUUCAGAACCGUAGGGACCGUGGUUGGAGGGCGGUGGUAUGGAUUUGGGCUGGACAUUGGAAUGGUCGCCUGGGGUUGGUGGGGAACAGCUGCCGUGUCGAUAUUUGCAUGUUUGACGGCGUUGGGGAUGAAUGAUGGAAACGAACAUGAGAAUUUUAUGAAUGGCGAAAUGGAUGACAAAUGUUGA
Molecule: messenger RNA, 1665 nt
Organism: Metarhizium robertsii ARSEF 23
Lineage: Eukaryota; Fungi; Ascomycota; Sordariomycetes; Hypocreales; Clavicipitaceae
Product: MFS transporter
Exons: 4
Coding region: 1-1665 (554 amino acids)
Biological process (GO): transmembrane transport
Molecular function (GO): transmembrane transporter activity
Source: RefSeq, a predicted model, not a curated record